Messenger RNA from Cercocebus atys (sooty mangabey), 2829 nucleotides. It is a transcript of the gene ZBTB25, whose product is annotated as zinc finger and BTB domain containing 25. NCBI's taxonomy places the organism in Eukaryota, Metazoa, Chordata, Mammalia, Primates, Cercopithecidae. Gene Ontology annotation, cellular component: nucleus. Gene Ontology annotation, molecular function: RNA polymerase II cis-regulatory region sequence-specific DNA binding; DNA-binding transcription factor activity, RNA polymerase II-specific; protein binding. The coding region runs from base 998 to 2305 and encodes 435 amino acids. Gene Ontology annotation, biological process: regulation of transcription by RNA polymerase II. The record is from RefSeq and is a predicted model, not a curated record. The transcript is spliced from 3 exons.
CCUCCCAAAGUGCUGGGAUUACAGGCUUGAGCCACCGCGCCCGGCCGGUAAAGGUUUUUGUAAUCUCUUAAAUAUCAAUGCUAAACAUAUUAUGAUAAUGUAUCACUUUGAUAACAGAUAAAACUUCUAAAAAUGUAGCACUCUUACAUUUUGAUUCUAGUAUUUAUAAGUAUAAUAAAAUGAUACAUUAUUUUUCCAUAAUUUCUCUCACAUCUUAAAAUUCUCAUUAGAAAGUCUCAAAUGUAACUUCUAAGCUCUUUCUGUAUUCAUGGGAAACUUUAGCUUUUUCACAUACUAGAGAAAAUAAAAUAGACAGUCAAAGAAUGAUGAGCAAAGGCUAUACAAAAAGUCUAGCUAAUAGUUUGCAAAGUAGGUUGUAUUAGAAAAUGUUCCAAUAACUUUGCACUGGAAUGGGGCUAUUGAUUUGAAGUAAUCUGAUAUAUUACAACAUCAAAGGUCUAUUAUGCAAAACAAGUUUGAACGCAUCUCAUGUGUACUUGGUGUUUUUUUUUUAAUAGAUUUUGUUUCAUUUUAUACACUUGAAAAGUUUACUCCCUUAUUUGAUUCAACAUAUUUGCAAAAUCUGCCAACAGUAUAAAUGUUGAAAGUUCUAGAUGGGGUUUUAAAGAAAGGGCCCUGGGUUUAAAGUCAGUCUUGAGGUAUUACCAGCACCAUUUAAUUGCUAGUUGUUUGACUUCAGGUAUGUUUCCUGCCUUUUCUGAGCCUGUGGUUCCCAGCCAUAAAAUAGAACUGAUAGUACCUGCUCUACUACCUCACAAGAUUUAAAAGAAAAAAAAAAAAAGAAAAAAAGAUAGUGUAGGGCAGUGGUUCUCAAAGUGUGGUCCAAGGAGCCACUGAAGGUUUCAUGGGUCAAUAAGGAUCUCCCUUAUGUAAGAACAGAUUCUCAAUAUACUCGAACCAAAACAACAUAUGACAACAGAUUGAAUGCAGAAUCAGAUAAGAGAGUCCACCUGCAUCUGUUAAAGCCAGAACCACAAUGGACACUGCCAGCCAUAGCCUUGUUCUUCUCCAACAACUGAACAUGCAGCGAGAAUUUGGUUUUCUGUGUGAUUGCACAGUUGCAAUUGGAGAUGUUUACUUCAAAGCCCACAGAGCGGUGCUUGCUGCUUUUUCUAACUAUUUCAAGAUGAUAUUUAUUCACCAAACAAGUGAAUGCAUAAAAAUACAGCCAACUGACAUCCAACCUGACAUAUUCAGCUAUUUGUUGCAUAUUAUGUACACGGGGAAAGGGCCAAAGCAGAUUGUGGAUCAUAGUCGUUUGGAGGAAGGGAUUCGAUUUCUUCAUGCCGACUACCUUUCUCACAUUGCAACUGAAAUGAAUCAAGUGUUCUCACCGGAGACUGUGCAGUCCUCAAAUUUAUAUGGCAUUCAGAUCUCAACAACCCAAAAAACAGUUGUGAAACAAGGACUGGAGGUCAAAGAAGCUCCUUCUAGUAACAGUGGAAACAGAGCUGCUGUCCAGGGUGACCACCCCCAGUUACAGCUGUCUCUUGCUAUUGGUCUGGAUGAUGGCACUGCAGACCAGCAGAGGGCCCAUCCUGUCACCCAGGCGCUGGAGGAGCACCAGAAGCCCCCAGUUUCCAUCAAGCAGGAGAGAUGUGACCCAGAAUCUGUGAUCUCCCAGAGCCACCCCUCACCCUCAUCAGAGGUGACAGGCCCCACUUCUACUGAAAACAGUAUCAAAAUACACUUAUGCCAUUACUGUGGGGAACGUUUUGAUUCCCGUGGUAACCUAAGGCAACAUCUCCAUACACAUGUGUCUGGAUCCUUGCCAUUCGGUGUCCCUGCUUCCAUUCUGGAAAGCAAUGACCUUGGUGAAGUGCAUCCCCUUAAUGAAAACAGCAAGGCCCUUGAAUGCCACAGGCUCAGCUCCUUCAUUGUUAAGGAGAAUGAACAGCAGCCAGACCACACCAACCGGGAUACCACAGAGCCUUUGCAGAUCAGUCAAGUAUCUUUGAUCUCCAAAGACGCAGAGCCAGUAGAAUUAAACUGUAAUUUUUCUUUUUCAAGGAAAAGAAAAAUGAGCUGUACCAUCUGUGGUCAUAAAUUCCCUCGAAAGAGCCAAUUGUUGGAACACAUGUAUACACACAAAGGUAAAUCUUACAGAUAUAACCGUUGCCAAAGGUUUGGUAAUGCAUUGGCCCAGAGAUUUCAGCCAUACUGUGACAACUGGUCUCAUGUCUCCCUGAAAAGUUCUCGCUUGUCACAAGAACACUUAGACUUGCCUUGUGCCUUAGAGUCAGAGCUUACACAAGAAAAUGUGGAUGCUAUCCUAGUUGAGUAGCAGCUUCUCUUUCAGAAUUUUUAUACCAAUUCUGAAAAAGAAAAUUUGCAUGGCAUUUUUUAUUCAUAAAUUAUUUUCCUCCUCAAGUUUGGUUGACUUUUUUUCUUCACAGCUUAUCCAUGGUUUUAAGGUUGUAUAUAUUAGAUCUUCUCAUAAGACAUAUUAAUAUGUGGCUAUUAAAAUGUAACAUUCAAUUACUACUGUGAACUUUUCACAAAUGAAAUUACAAUUUAGAAAUCAGAAAUCAAUGUAGAAAUAUGGAAACUUUAAAUAGUUAUUUAUAGAAUUUCUAAGUUUUUCCAGUUACAGAACCAGUAAAAUCAGAUUGAAUAUAAAGUAAAUGAAAUCUGUUUUAAAGCAUAUUCUAAACUAUCACUUCUGCCUACAUUUCACAUGAAUUCACUCCUACAAGGAUUAUUUUUAAAUAUUUUCUUCCAUAUAGGAAAUUAAUACUUAUUUUAGUGCAUAACUAUAUGUUAUACAUAUGUUAUAAUGUAUAAAAAUUUAUUUUAAGAUAUACCAAA